This is a messenger RNA of Acyrthosiphon pisum (pea aphid), 2255 nucleotides long. RefSeq lists its product as uncharacterized. NCBI's taxonomy places the organism in Eukaryota, Metazoa, Arthropoda, Insecta, Hemiptera, Aphididae. The transcript has 10 exons. Bases 743 to 2236 code for a protein of 497 amino acids. The record is from RefSeq and is a predicted model, not a curated record.
CACAUAGAAAUAUUGGAGUUGAUUUUACUUAUGUGAAGGUGUUGAAUGUAUGAAUAUUAAUAUAAGCUUUUAAUGUGGUUUAAAUAAUGGAAACGGAGAGUUGAAUUAAAUAAUAUUGUUUAACAAAACUCAUGUUUUAAAUAACCAACAAUUAAAAACAUUUUAAAAGUAUAUUAUAUUUAGAUCGACUUUUGGUAAGUAAUCAGUUUUAGUAAUUUUGUAGUUAAUGUUAUUUAAAUUUAAGAGUUGAGUAUACAAAUCUUAAAUUGAGCUUUCUGUAUCUUAUAAUAAAUUAUAAAAGUGUUAAAAUAACAUUUUGUAUCUUAUAAUAAAUUAUAAUAAUGUAAAAAUGACAUUUGGUAUACCUAAUUCAAACAACAGGUUCUAUAGAUAAUUAAUUUGAUAGCUGAUAUUGUUGUUAAAUCAACACCAUUUGGUGUUAUAUCUGAAUAUCUAAAGGUUAAAGUGACGCUUGACUGCUUGAGUUGAUAAUAAUAGAAAUCUAAAUUUAGAUUUUACCACAGGAAAAUUAUUUUUUCCAAGUAUAAUGAUUAUGGACAGUUAUUUCUUAUUUAUAUCAAUAUUUCUAUAUUAACUAUGUUCGGUACUUCGGCGUGUUUUGUAUUUUCAUUUAUUUUGUUACCACAAUAUCAUCGAUUUAUUAAUCAUUCCUGCUCUCCGAUCGAUGUGAAUGGUGUGUGAAUCAGUGAAUCUACUCUCCAAGUACUAAAAUAUAGUCGCAAUGAGUUUGUUUCAAACUGACGAUGAAUUUAUUUAUCAACCUUUCGUGGAUGCUUUGGAGACAGCGUCUUUACAGAUUGUGCAGUCAAAUCCACCAGUUUACGAAAGCGAACAUAAAUUACCACAGAAUUCUUCACUUACAGACAUAUCAUUUUACAACAAACAUAACCACAGUCCAACAACUGUGAAACGAGUAGAAGUUUUGCAGCAGGGUCAUAGCAAAUAUGGUAAAUACAAGCCUAUGCAAUGGACGAUUGAAACAAUAUUAGAAAAAUUGCAUACAACAAAUGACGGUAGAUAUGUACUUGCGGAUGCAAAAAAAAAUAAUGGGUUUUUAUCUGACGAAGCUCAGAACAUACUCACGCAACUCUUAAUAAAUCACCUAUUCCAGGAUCAGAGCAAAGGUAAUGAUUUAUUUUUUCGUAAAAUAUCUGAUUUAAUUGUGCAAGUAUUUCCCGAAGAGCAUAAGAGUGUUUACUUUAUACCAGCAAGGUCAGAGGGACCUACUCAAACCCAUGCAAAGGGAAAACUGAUAGAAAGGUGGAAGAAUGUAGCUAGGCGCUUAAGGACAGUUGGUGCUAUAAGUUCUUCUUCAGUGGUAAAAAACCUACAACUUACAGCUACAGAUAUUUCAUUUUCUGAAGAUACAUUGGCUAUUAAGCGAUGGUUGGCGAAUGAAGGGUUGACAGAAAAUUUUGAUGUUGUUCUGUCCAAAUGGCAGUUGACUUAUGAGCUAAGAAAACAUGAAAUUUUAAAUUCCAGCAAUAAAUAUUUAGCAGACUUAUUUGAAUCUUGGCCUGCACUUCAGUGUCCGAUUGGUUAUGAAUUGAUUGUUGAAGACUAUCGUAUUGGGUAUCCUGAAUCACAUGAUUUAUUCAAAGAUUUUAAUUGUUUUUUGAACAGUUGGGAAGUGUUCUCAACUAAACUAUUAAAAAUAAGAAGAAGCAGUAUUAAGGAUAAAUAUGCUAUUAAUCUAUUGUCAAAUUUGGAUUCAGCUGAACUCAAUGGAAAUUUAAAAACAGCAAAUGUUAUAAAAUUACUUUUAAUACCUUAUUUGAUUCCGACCAAAACAUUAAUGAAAAAUAUUUUACCUAAUGGAAAAAAUAAAUGUUGGAAGCCUUCAUUAUUAGAAUCUUCUUCUGCAUUUGCUUAUUUUUGUAAUAAUCUGACUGGUCUUCAAGAAGAUAUUGAUAAGAGACAGUCAAAAUAUAGUCAAUAUGGAGCUACAAUACAGCCUUAUAUAAUCUUUGUUGGAAAAGAUUUAAGCUCUAUUGAUUCUUCUUACAUCAGGGUAAAUAAAAAGUUAUGGUGUUUCGACUGUCCUUUAAAAGCUCUUGAAAUUUGUUUUAAGUCAUAUUUUGUAUUUAAUUGUGCUUACCCUGCGGAAUGUUAUGACUCUUGGCUUGUAAUUCAACAAUACUUAUUUAAAUUGUUCACAAAAUAUGAUAAAUCAACUUCUAUAACUACUUCUGUUACAUCUAAUCUUAAUUCAUAAUCAUUUCAAUUUCAAUUUA